GCCACCGGACCCUCACCAACUUCGACCUCUGGGUCCUUUUCCGGUGUCCGAGCAGCUGUGGUCCCUAUGUGGAGAGUAGGUCGUGUCCAAAGGUAUUCAUCAGCAGAGGCUUCCACCGUCCCUGGCCCGAGCCGGACCGGAACCUGCGGUGGGGUGCUACCUGUCUCUCUAAAAGAAAAAAAAAAAAAAAGGAUCUUGAGAGAGGAAAGAAAUUUUGUUACUCAUCUAAAAGUUAAAAUUCAGGUUUUUCUGAUUCCAACCCAGGUCCAAUUCUUGAAUUGGAGCAAGGAGUCCAGGCCUAGAAGGUAGAAACUGUAGUGACAAGAGGAUUUGUCCAGAUCGAGACACAGAGUGUUUCUAUUCCCUUUGGAUGAAUUGCUUGUGUCCUGUCUCAGUUCAAACCACUUCUUCCCUACAAGAAGUAAACACUAUUCUGACUUCCAUCACUCGAGCUCUGGCUUCUCUAAACUCUGCUUCUCUAUUAGAGGAAACCUGAGGAGGACUGGCAGUUCUAAAACCAUGGCCCAGACAUUUGGCUGCUUUCCACUUUGGGGCUAUUACAAAUAAAGCUGCUAUGAAUCUUCGUGGAAUCAUUGUCUGGACCUGUGCUUUUAUUUCUCUUGGUGCCAUUGACAUUCAGUGAUGUUGCCAUAGACUUCUCUCCGGAAGAGUGGGAAUGCCUAAAUUCAGAUCAGAGGGAUUUGUACAGAGAUGUGAUGUUGGAGAAUUACACUAACUUGGUCUCACUGGACUUUGAUUUCACAACUGAGAUCAACAAAUUAUCUUCAGAAAAAAGCAAUUAUGAAGUAAAUUCAUACCACCAGGAGACAACGAAAAGAAGUAAAACCUUCAACUUUAUGCGGUUUAUUUUCAGAAAUGACCCACAGUGCAGAACUGAAUUUGGGAGACAACAAGAACCUAAAGUGGGAUAUUUUAGUCAAGUGAUAUUCAGAAAACAUAUAUCCCUUCUGCUACAUCAGAGAAUUCACUCUAGAGAGAAAUAUGAAUGUAAGGACUAUAGGAAGGGCUUUAGAAAAUAUUCCCACCUUGCUGAACAUCCAAGGGACCACAGUGGUGUGAGACCUUAUGAAUGUAAGGAAUGUGGAAAGGCCUUUAUAGUUCUUCAGCAUUUUAUUAGACAUAAAAAAAUACACACUGAUUUGAAACCCUAUGAAUGUAAUGGAUGUGAGAAGGCCUUUAGGUUUUAUUCACAGCUUACUCAACAUCAGAUAAUUCAUACUGGUGUGAAACCCUAUCAAUGUAAGCAAUGUGGGAAGGCCUUCAGACGUCAUUCUCACCUUGCCGAGCAUCAGAAAAUUCAUACUGGUUUGAAACCCUAUGUAUGUAAGGAAUGUGCAGAAACUUUUAGAUUGUACCGACAUAUGUGUCUACAUCAGAAAAUUCAUCACGGUGUGAAACCCUAUAUAUGUAAGGAAUGUGGGAAGGCCUUUGGUCAUCGUUCAAGUCUUUAUCAACAUAAGAAAAUUCAUUCUGGUGAGAAACCAUAUAAAUGUAAACAAUGUGGAAAGGCCUUUGUUCGCAGCUACUUACUUAUUGAACAUCAGAGAAGUCAUACUGGUGAGAAGCCCCAUGAAUGUAAGGACUGUGGAAAGACCUUCAGUAGGGGCUCGAGCCUUCUUAAACACAAGAGAAUUCAUAGUAGUGAGAAACUCUAUGAUUGUAAGGAAUGUGGAAAGGCUUUCUGUAGAGGCUCUCAACUUACACAGCAUCAGAGAAUUCAUACUGGUGAGAAGCCACAUGAAUGCAAAGAAUGUGGGAAGACUUUUAAACUUCAUUCAUACCUUAUUCAACAUCAGAUAAUUCAUACAGAUUUGAAACCAUAUGAAUGUAAACAAUGUGGGAAAGCCUUCAGUCGUGUUGGAGACCUUAAAACACAUCAGUCAAUUCAUGCUGGGGAGAAACCCUAUGAAUGUCAGGAAUGUGGAAAAGCCUUUAGACUUAAUUCCCAACUGAUUUAUCAUCAGACAGUUCAUACUGGUUUGAAACCAUAUAUAUGUAAAGAAUGUAAAAAGGCCUUUCGUACUAUCUCAGGUCUUUCUCAGCAUAAGAGAAUUCAUACUGGUGAAAAACCCUACGGAUGUAAAGAAUGUGGGAAGGCCUUUAAUCGUAGUGAUCGACUUGUUCAGCAUCAGAGAAUUCAUACUGGUGUGAAACCACACAGAUGUAAGGAAUGUGGGAAGGCCUUUAGUCGUUGCUACCAACUUACUCAACAUCAAAGAUUUCACAGUGGUGAGAAACUCCUAAUGUAAUUAGAGUCCGAGAGUAUUUAGCUAUGGCACAUCCUUGACCAUUCACUAUUCUUCUAUCCAGUGAUGUUAUAGUAAAGAUUAAAUUAUUUAACAAACUAUAAACCCUUGGAAGGGUAUUUGGCACAUACUAUUUGUUUACUAAAUAUCAUUUUUAUGAUAAGCACUAAUAUUACUAUAAAUAAAUUCAUAUGAAAGACCCCCUGAGCAUAUUUUUAAAAAUAUUUCUAUCAUUCAUCCAUAUUUUACUUCAGAUAAUUCAUUUUGGACAAAAUCCCAUAGAAUAUAUUAAACAAGAAGCCCUUUUAUUCAAAGCUCAUCCCCAUGAAGAUUAAUAAUGGGAAAAAACCUUAUGCCUUUGUUGAAUGUUGACUCUAGCUAUUGAAAAAUGGAGAGUGGUUUGAAGUAAUUUUCUUACAAUAAAUUCUAUAAUAAGAUAACAUACAAUCCACAUUACCUACAAUUCAAAGAAAUUUGAAAUUAACAACUGGAUAACCAAAAGACAGAUGUUGACUUGGGAUCAAAUUUUCCUCAAGUUUUUGAAAUUUUCAAAUUUACAUAAAAGGUAAAACAAUGAAGGUUUGUUUGCCCUCUCCCUAGAUUCAGUAUAUCUGAAAUAUCUCUAUCUCAUGAAAAUGUAUAUAUUUAGAUGCACAUAUACUCACUACACAUUGAAUGUAUAAUAUGUAAGUGAUAUAUCUAUAUAUUAUUGAAUUUGGGAGAUAACAGGAACCUAAAGUGAACUAUUUUAGUCAAGUGAUAUUCAGAAAACAUAUAUCCCUUCUACAUCAGAUAUAUCAUUUACAUAUGUAAAAGCACAGCAAAAUAAUAUGUAAUAGAUAUAGGUAUGUGUUAUAUAUUAUAUCAUAUAUUUUGCUGUGCUUUUUGAAUAUUUUAGGUAUAACUUCAUCUCUAAGAAAUCAACAUAUAACUCCUAGAUUUAAGAUAAUUUACAUGACCACUAAACCCUUAUCAACUAAAAAAAAUUUAACAGUAACCCUAAAAUGCCCUAUAAUAAUCAGUUCAUUUACAAAUUUCUCCAGUUGUUUAAAGAAUGUCUUUUUAAAAAGUACUGACUGAAUUAAGAUUAUACCUUUUAUCUGAUUAAGACUUUUUGAAUCUCUUUUGGUUGAGAACUUGACCCUCCACCUUUUUCUUGUGACUUAGACAUUUUGAAGACUCAGGAGAAGUAACCUAUAUAAUGUUGUAUAUUCUGCAUUUGUCCUAUUAUUUCUCAAGAUGGGCUUAAUUUAUUUUUCUAUCCUUUGUAUUGUGAACUGGAGGUCAUGUCUAGAAACUUGAUUAGGUUUCAGAUGAAACUUUUUUCACAAGACUACUUCAUGGAUAUUAUGUACUUAAUAUUGUAAGCUAUCAGGUGGCAUACAAGUAAAAUUAUGUUGAUCUCUUGAUUUACCAGUUCUAUUGUAUCAGUACAUUUUUUUCUUUUCAAUUAAUAAGUAAUCUAUGGAAAAUCACAUUGGCACUCAACCUGGAAAUUUAAAUAGUCAUAUAUUUUAAAGAAACUAAAACCAAAAAAAAAAAAAAAAUCCCACAACUUUUCUAUAUACCCAAAUAUUUACCUUUUUCCAUGCUCUUCCCAAUGAUCUGGAUUUCCAUCUAGUGUCAUUUCCCUUCAGUUUGAAGACAUUAAUUUAGCAUUUCUUGAUGUGCACAUCUGCUGGUGAUGAAUUUUCAGUUUCUUUUACUUGAAGGUAUUUUUUCUUGCUGUAGAAUUCUGGAUUUAGUUUUUUAUUUUUAUAAUAAAAAAAAAGAUACUGUAUCACUGA
Molecule: messenger RNA, 4054 nt
Organism: Pteropus alecto (black flying fox)
Lineage: Eukaryota; Metazoa; Chordata; Mammalia; Chiroptera; Pteropodidae
Gene: ZNF404
Product: zinc finger protein 404
Exons: 8
Coding region: 717-2270 (517 amino acids)
Biological process (GO): regulation of DNA-templated transcription
Source: RefSeq, a predicted model, not a curated record